AUGAUGAAAAUGAUUAUCAUUACAAAUUUAAAUGAUCGUUGUUAUGCAUUGGAACAAGAAUUUCAAAAGCUUGCUGUUAUUGUACCGACUAUACCAAAAGAUCAAUGCCUUUCUGAACUUGAACUUAUUGAAUUCGUAAUUGCUUAUAUUCGACAAUUACAACAAGUACUUUCACAUGAUCAACGAAAUGAACAUACCAGUAAAUUAACAUCGUCUAUCAAAAGUUCUAUUUUACCCUUACCCCUAUUAUCACCGCAUUCAUGCAAACAAGUCAUAUUUCUACCAUCACGAAUACAAACAAACGAAAGCUCUUCGAAAAUGUGCUGUACUCCACUUGUUUCAAUCGAUACAGAUAAUUCUAGUUAG
Molecule: messenger RNA, 366 nt
Organism: Rotaria socialis
Lineage: Eukaryota; Metazoa; Rotifera; Eurotatoria; Philodinida; Philodinidae
Source: the annotation of a GenBank genome assembly